AUGGCGAAGCUCAUGCGGAUGAAGGGCCCCAAUGGACUUCGCCCGUGCCGCACCUGCAAGAUCCUUGGUAUUUCCGGCGAAAAUAACACGCACUAUGUCCCCUGCUUUCGCCACGAUGGCGAGUUCUACGAUCCAUUGGAUCUCCCGCUCCGAACUCAUGAUGAGUUUAUUGAUGAUGCAGUCUCGGUCGAGAAAGCGACAACAAAUGCUGAGGCAGAGCGUCGGGCGAAGGACACCGGCAUCAACGGGCUCCCCGUUCUCGCUACCCUGUCAAGCCUUGAGUUUCCAGCAUCGUUUGGUCACGACCUCAUGCAUUUGAUUCCCGAGAACAAGCUCGAUGUUGGGACGGGGGACUAUAUUCUUCAGCCAAAGGUGGUUGAGGACAUUGGUCGCAACUGUGUUGCUGCUGGGGAUACAACACCGACCGCCUUUGGCGCACGUGUUCCGAAUAUUGCGACACAAUUGCAUUACUUUACCGCCGAAUCUUAUACCCUCUGGACAACACUAUUGGCGCCAGUCGUUCUUCGCGGCCGUUUCCCCCACAAACGGUACUACGAUCAUUUUCUGGGCCUCGUAGAUAUCUUUAACGACUGCCUCUCCAUGUCACUGUCGCGCGAGUAUGUUGACAAUGAUUUACGAGCUCGGAUUGGAAAAUGGGUGACGGACUACGAACGGUACUAUUACCAAUACGACGAGUCCCGUCUCUCUGCAUGUCCAUUGACAAUACAUGCCUUGCUCCACAUUCCGGAUGACAUUCUAAAUGGUGGGCCGAUGUGGACAUAUUGGAAUUAUAUCACAGAGAGCUUUUCUCGACGCCUCCGCGAAAUCGCCCAGAACACCGCAAUCAAAGUCAAAUAUCAGCUUUACACUGAGCUUGACUUGUCACCAUGGCACGAGGAAGAGCUCUCGGGCCAUGUGGUGGCUGGAUAUAAUGGCAUCCGUGUUUUACGGCCGCGGGCUACUGGUCCCCUCUCAAAUCGGCUGACCACAGCUGUGGCCUAUGGACAACUCCUCCGCCUUCUCGAAUUCACCAUCGCUCUUCCACCUGAGUGUGACACGGCCUCCUGUCCGCUCCUUCUCGCCGCCAUUCGCCCAGUGAAAGAGCCCAAGAAAAGCCCAUACCCGUUUCCAGUCUAUCAGGACGGCCAAUUCCGGCCAAUCGAGGUUAUUGACGUUGACGAUUUAAGCUGCUUGGUUGCACGUGUACCAGCAAAUCGCCGUGGCCCACUUGUCUACGCACUGUAUGAGCACCCAGACUCAAUGGGAUCUGCUGUAGAAGCUGAAUAA
Messenger RNA from Mycena indigotica, 1287 nucleotides. RefSeq lists its product as uncharacterized. Lineage: Eukaryota; Fungi; Basidiomycota; Agaricomycetes; Agaricales; Mycenaceae. The record is from RefSeq and is a predicted model, not a curated record. The transcript is spliced from 6 exons. The coding region runs from base 1 to 1287 and encodes 428 amino acids.